This is a messenger RNA of Vitrella brassicaformis, 3608 nucleotides long. NCBI's taxonomy places the organism in Eukaryota, Vitrellaceae. The record is from the annotation of a GenBank genome assembly.
UCAAUCUCCCAGGCAAAGGGGAGAAUCAUCCACUGUGUAUGCCAAGCAAGCAUAUCAGGUGUUUCAUAUGAUUGUUCCGCCGCUUACAAUUGAAAACCAAGUCCUUCGGGCCACGCAGGUGAGAUGCGGCUGAAAAAGGGAUGGAAAUCACGUGUGAUUGUGUGUUUGUGCGCAGCCGAGAGUCACCGAGGACGACCUUGGGCUGUUCUUGGCAGCUGUGGAAAGGGAGGUCCAUAUAGAGGCUGUGUGGCUUGAGGGCCUACUCCUGUCAGAUGACGCGCUCAAGUAUGAUGAGAGAGAAAGAGUCAACCGUCUCCCAAUCAAUGGCCGCUUCAUGUUUGGUCCAUCUCCAUCCAUCAGGAUCUUGGUCCCCGUCUUCCUGCGGACAGUGGCCUUCGCCCUUCCCUCCUCCGGCCUCGUGGUGCAGACGCCUUCCCUGCAGGGCCCCGGCCUGCGGGAGAUCAACCUCUCCACCAACAGAAUGUCAGACAGCGCCGCACUCAUCCUCGCUGAAUGCAUCGCACGACUGCCCGCACUCACACGACUUGACGUCAGGUACAAACGCGGAAGAGGAGAAGAGAGAGAAGAACACUGCGUGAACGGAGGUCGAUCUAUCUGUGUGUGCAGCAAUAACUGGAUCGGUCCUGAGGGCGGGAUUCCACUGGCCAAGGCCUUCUUCCCCGACUACACGUCUUCCCCGACGAGGCGGCGGUGUGACGCACGGUUGGACGGGGACGGACAGCAGACGGAGACCUUCUGGCUCGACCUGAGUGACAACUAUGUUGGACCAGAGACCUGCUUCGCUGUCGCUGAGGUGAGAGUGGCGAAGCUAGAGCUUCCUGUGGGUGUCUGAAUCGAAGAUUGUGCCGAUGUUGUCAUUUAGACCAUCAAGUGCAAUCGGUGCCAUGCUCAAGUGGGUCUGCGGAACGUCCGUUGUGACCCGGCGGGAUCUAUGGCGAUCGCGGCCUGCCUCGACUUCCUCCACAGCAUCGACCUUUCGUCAAACCUGCUCAUCCUGCCUGACCUAUGCGCCAUUGAGGCCGUCUGCCACCUGCUCAAGCUCGGCAGCACCCCGUCACCCACCGCCGACAUGCCCCGCAACAACCUGAAGCAGCUGCACUUGUCCUUUUUGUUCGACAUCUAUGGCAGCAAGGCGCCUUCGCGCAUCAAGACAAGGUCGCCCAUAUCGCCCCCGUUCCCUCCCCUCCUGCGGCCACGUGCCGGCGUAUCGCCCGUAAACGACACGCCUAUCACCAUCGUCUCACGAUCGCCGGCGAAGCCUUCACUCGAGCGGUCGUCCGACAGUCCACCCGCUCCCCUCUCGUCGCCCCUCGCCAAGAGCGCCCCCUCCCCACAGUUGAAUGCCGUGUCGCCGGCCAGUGACAGCAGAGGGGACGGCAGACCACGGAAGGCAGCCGGGAGGGUCGGCAGGCGGACCAGACGGAGGUCUGACGGGGAGGGUAUCGGGGGCGGCAAGGGCGUCUAUCGAGUGAUGCGGCGGGCGCGGACAGGAUCGGUCAGGUCGGGCUCGCCAGCGUCGGUGGGGUCAAAUGGGAGGAGCUCCGACGACUUCUACCUCUUCUGUCCGCUGACAUUGGACGACCGACAAGCUCUCGCCGAUCGGUCGCUGGGCAUGAUUGCUGAGGUCAGCAGAGGGCCACAGGGGAGGGAGCCAUUGCGAUUGCUGUGUACCCUUGAUGCAGGCACUGAGUUCCGGGGCCGCAAGGGACCUGUGGGCAUUCUCCUUCGCCGGUAAGGCGACAUUUAUCAGCAGCGAUAGCACUCCGUUUCACUCCCUGCUGUUGAUGUUCAUUGUCAGGCAAUGAGGUGACUGAUGUGGGUUGCGAGGCGUGGGUACGUGGCAUCCAACUGGCCAUCGAGGGGGGCGUACCACCGCCCCCGAUCGAGGAGCUCGACCUGUCGUUCAACCACCUCACCCAGACAGACAUUCUCACCGAGCAUGUCGUCUGCAAACUGCCUCUCAGGUACUGGGCGAGAAGAACCAGACAAGGGACCAUUUGUCGAGAGACAAUCCAUUAUGCUGUGUGUCUGCGUUGCUGUGUGUGCAGGGUGCUGGAUCUUGCGGGCAACAACAUCACGGACGCCGCUGGUGCCACACUCAUACAGGGCAUCCGCCACCAGCAUCCCCCCACUCUCCGCCAUCUCAAUCUGUCACACAACCCCGUGUCGGACAAGACGGCAGAGGCGCUCGCGGAGCUCCUUGUGUCCCACGAUGACACUGGCGGCACUCCACACCCCUCCCCAUCAGCAGCAGACAUCUCCCCCUCGUCUGACGCAUCUCGGCGGUCCAUGAGACGCAGAUUCGAGGACGAAUCGCCCACCCCCACCACCAGCAGCCAGCCGUCACUCAGGGCACAACCGCAGCAGCAGCAGCAGCAGCCGCAGCAGCGGAGGAGCCCCUUUUCUCUGCGGAAGGGCCGUUCUUGGGUUUGCGUCGAUCCUGAGGAGCGGGCGAGUGAUGGAGAGGCCCUUCGGGGCGGCCGCAUGGGGGCCGUCAACCUGUCCUACACGCUGAUCGGCGACAGUGGAGCCUUCUCACUCGCACACGCUAUCGCAGCGUCUCCUGAUGGACCACUGGCUCUGUUGGACCUCAGCGGCACCGCCAUCGACCAAUCGGGCUCACGGGCCGUCCGCGAGGCACUCGAGAAGCGCCAGGCCACCCCGCAGCACCGACAGACCGAUGCUCAGCCGGCUGCUCCGCUCGUCCCUCUGGUGAAGGGCCUUCCCCCUGUCGCCAUCUUCCUGCCCGAGUGUGAGGGCGACGGCAACCUGAUGGCCGAGACAGACGAGGUGCCGCUGGGCAGCGACGGGCCGCCAAUCGACGAUGGGUACUACGACAGUGAGGGCGUGCAGUACUCCGACCCCGACUCGCCCCUGAGCCCGGCGGCCAGGGGCGACCCCACCUGGUGGUAUGAGGAAGACCUGCCCGACGAUGAUGGCUACUACACCUGGAUGAGCGGCGGGGUCGUCACCGGGUUGGACAGCAGGCCAGCAGCAGCAGCAGCAGCUGCAGCGGCAGCGGCAAAUGAGGGCAAGAUGGUUCACCGGAUACCCGACACCAGCAGCGAGGGCUCGCCUGGUGGUUCUGCGUCCCGCCAGCCUGUGGAGUAUGCCAUCCACACACAGCGGGACUUGAAACUGGCGCCGAGGGAGGGGGCGAAGGACGCAGAGGGAGGGGGAGGGGGUAAGGGUGAUAAGGGUGUGAUGGUUGUUGCUCUGAGCAACAACUCGAUGCGUUCGAGCGACGAGAGCGACAGUGGGGAUAAUGGCCAGGUAGAGGGCCCUUUCCUCAAGCUGCCACCUCCCCCAGAUGUCUACAGUUAGCUACCGGCUGCUGCGUAAUUAGAUAGAAGGACAUGACGGGUGGGGGGGCAGUGCAGACAGACACUUGAGACAAGUGAGAGAUAUUUUCUGCAUGCCGUAAAUACCACACUUGUUGCUGCAGCUAGACGGCUGGUGAGGGGGAGUGGGGGGUGGGGUGCGGUGUGGUGUUGCUCCUGUCCUAGUGUAAAUACCUGCCUGCAUCCAUUCAUGGGUUCAUGUGAGUUCUGUUGCCCUCUCGUUUCGACAUUGCAACAAUGGCGUGA